AUGGCGCCAUCCCAUUCUUCGUACACGGCAAGCCCGACGCGCUUCCAAUCACCUCAGCGCAGCCCGUCGCGUCCGCUCUCACAAGAUGGAUCGCAGUAUGAGAUGGAUCUAGACGCCUUAGGCCUCAAUUCGACAUUCGAAUCAACCGAGCUUGAGCAUAGUCAUCAGCCGCCCGUCGACCGUGUAGACACGAGCGAGAUCGAGGGACCAGAAGACUUUACCAUGAACAUGACCUACUGGAUGACGGCUGAUCUGCCCCUGGCGCAAAUCAAGUCGCGGAAAGAGGCCAACACCAAGCGCCCGGCGGCACGGAUGGAUGCUAUACCAGACGGCAGCGAAGGGCGGCAGGCGACAGAGGUGGGUGAACCGGUAGUCGUAGUCGAAAAGCCCAGGCAACAGUCAAACGAGCCGUCUCGCACCGCGUCACCCAAUAGGCGCGCAAACGGCUCAUCGGAAGAGCGCCGGCACAGCAAAGCAGUGUCGGAACGAUCAAUGGAGAAUGAUGAAAAGGUUCGCAGCUUCCUCAGCAACCUCCCAGACACGGAAAUGGACGGUGCUCUCACCGGAACACCAUUGCAUGGGCCCCGGCGUAGUUUCCUGCAGGUUCCUAGGUCUUCACCACCAAAGGCGCGAUCACUGCAACCUACCGUCGAGGACUAUGAUACCCCGCGGAAACCCACUCUGGAGACUGUCAUACGGCACACUUCGGCCAUAAUUGAUACGAACGAACAGGAUGUCGCCCGCAACAAGAUUGCAGAGCUGCAGCAUCAGCUCGAACAGCAAGAGUCGUCUUCGAGGUCGCGUAUCACAGAACUCGAAACCAUCUUGUCGUAUACCCGUUCCGAACUCGAAAGCACCCGUGCUGAGAAUUACAAACACAAGGAAAAGUUGUCGAGCCUGGAAAAGAGCAUGCAGCGUCAAAGUGCUGAUCAUGAUGCAGCUCGUGCAGCUGCUGAUGUCCGGUUGAAGUCGCUCGAAGAAACUGAGCGCCAGCGGAAAAAUCUCGAAGAGUCGAACCGACAGCUCGCUGAAGAGAUCAAGACACAGAGCCAGAGCCUAGACGAGGUGCAAGCGGAGCUGUCGCACGCUAAGCUUUCGCAUGAGCGAGAGGUCCAAGACUUGAAAGGCACAGAGGCACAACGAUCUGAUAAAACAGACGAGAAUGCGGAGAACAAACGAUUGCUGCUAGCCGAGCAGCUGUCGUCAGUUCAGGCACGAGCCAACGCUCUUCAGUCCAAUCUCCAAACGGCGACAGCCGAAGCAAAGCUGGCACGUGAGGAGGCACGGGAAAAGAAUCAAAUUUGGUCUGCGGUCGAAGCAACUGCCUCUGAGCAAACUCGACGCAUUGUCAAGCUUGAAGGGGAACUACAAAAUGCGCGUUUUGAAGUUCAGUGUGCGAAGGCUGAUGCUCAAGCUAAGCAGCAAUUGUUUCAAACGAAUCUCGAUCUCAACACUCGCCUUCGUGCGCUGCAAUCUGAACUCGAGAGUACACGAAAGGACUCUACUGGACACAGCCACGGAACUGGGCCUGAUGAAUUAGAGGCUCACAUUCGCUCUCUCCAGUCUCAGCUAGAUUCUGUACGUGCAGAUAAUGCUGCAAAAGACCAACAACUUCAACACACAGUCUCUCUAGAAACCGAGGUUCAGUCACUUCGAGCUCGAAUUACGGCUACCGGGGACGAUCAGACUACCAAUAAUGGACAGUCUCGCCAGGUCACCGAGCUGGAAGCUCGCAUACGAGUCCUCCAAUCGGAGCUCAUAACCAAGGAUGAAGAGAUGAGAAAUAUGAUUGAGAAGGAGGAACAGGCUGAGCAUCGAAUAAACACUUACCAGGGCCGCUUGCAAAGCCUAGAAGCUGGUAAUGCCAAUCUUCGCCAGCAACUAGCAGAAGCACACCGUGAAAGUGCCCAAGCAAGAGGCGAUGCUGAACGAUUUGAACGAGACUUGGAAGAUGCCAAUGAUCUGUUGAAAGAAGCUCGAGCCGAGGCAGACCGCCGUGUCAGCGACAUUGACAAGAAGCUCAGCAAGAUGAAGGAGUUGAAGGUCGAGGUUGAGACCAAGUUUAAAGAAUUACGAACACAACACGACGACAUGAUUGAAGUACACGACACCACAAUGGAAGGAGUCCGCGACAAGGCCGAAGACGCCGUACGCAAAGCCGGCGCACUCCUGGAGCAAGAGCGCAGCGAAAAGCGACGCAUAACACGAGACCUCAAGCGGAUCAAAGAAGAAGUCGAAACACUACGUAACACUGCAGCACAACAGGUCUUGAGCCAAGACGAUGACGACUCUACCAUCGAUGACCAUGACACGACAACUGGCGCAUCUGCAAUGGCUACCAACACUCAAGCCGCGGAGAUCACUAGCCUCCGCAGCAUCAUCCGCACCCAACUUGCCGACAUCAAAGCACUAAAGUCAGAAGUUUCAGCCCUCCGUAAAGAAGUCAAAACGCACAAGUCCACACGCUCAGGCUCUUCUUCUCCCACCAUCUCCACACUCGAAUCCACCAUUUCUGCCCUUCGCACAGAAAACGCAUCCCUACAAUCUCUCCUGGCUACCAAAGAAGCAGACCACGAGGCUGUCAACAAAGCCAUGGAUGAAAAAUUGGCGGCGCUACUAAGUAAAGUGAUGAAGGAAAAGGCCAAGACGCUCGUGGGCAAGCGCGAUGGGCAGUGGAGUGAGAGUGUCAGGGAGCUGGAGAGUGAGAGAGAGAUGCUGGGUAAGGUGGUAAUGAGGCAGUGGGGGAGAGAGGAAUUGGGAAUUGAAGAGGAGAGGGAGGCGAAAGAUGGAAAGCAGACGUAUCGGUACAAGUAUGCUAAGCGGGCUUGA
Molecule: messenger RNA, 2829 nt
Organism: Bipolaris oryzae ATCC 44560
Lineage: Eukaryota; Fungi; Ascomycota; Dothideomycetes; Pleosporales; Pleosporaceae
Exons: 1
Coding region: 1-2829 (942 amino acids)
Source: RefSeq, a predicted model, not a curated record